GCUUUUAGUGAAACAUGUUAGUUUACACCACCUUUCGGAUCUCCCAAUUCCCUUAAACGGGUCAAACUCCAUGUCCUAACUUCCAUUCUUCCAACACCUAAACCCGACCCCAACUCGACUCCAAACCCAAACCCGAACCCGAAUGUUAGUUGCUGCGUUGGUAACUUUGUCAUCCAAAUUACGCCACCCCCACCACAAUUUUUUUUCACUUUUUAUAAAUCCAAGUGUCAAAGCAAACUCUUCCCCUCUUUAUUUUCUCUCUCUCUUACAAAUUUCCUUUUCUUCCCUUCUUCUCGAGUUUUGUUAAACGGAUCCGGGUCAAAUAACCCGAAAUGGUAUCGGACUCGGAACUAGUGAACCGACUCCGCGAAAUCUUACGGACGUCGGACCUUAACACCACCACUCCCGCCGCCGUGCGCCGCCAACUUCAAACCGACUUCGGCGAAGAUUUGACUGAUCGCAAAAAGUUCAUUUCUCAACAAAUUGAUCAAAUUCUUCAUGAAGGUGACGUCAAUGGCGCCGACGAAGAUGAAAAUGUGAGUCAUCCGCCGGAAGACGGCGGUGACGACGGCGGAGGCGGUGAAGAAGACGGCGAAGAGGCGACGGGAGAAGACGGAAAGGAGGCCGUUGAAGAAGCCGAAGACGAAGACGAGGAAGAGGAAGAUGAUGAGGAAGAUGAUGAAGAGGAAGAAAAGAGGUCCAAGGAUGAGGAGACAAAGAAGAAAAGAAAAGGAACCGGUUUUACCAGAUUAUGUAGUCUUUCCCCUCAACUUCAAGAGUUUGUUGGUGAACCUGAGAUGGCUCGAACUGAGGUAGUUAAGAAACUCUGGGCAUAUAUUAAAGAGAAGGAUUUGCAAGAUCCAAAUAACAGGCGUAACAUAAAAUGUGACAAGAUGUUGCAUUCCAUCUUUCGUGUCGAUACCAUCAACAUGUUCCAGAUGAAUAAAGCUCUCUCCAAGCAUAUAUGGCCGCUCGAGUCAGAGGAAGAUAGUCCAAUUGAUAGGCGGCCUCCGGUAAAGAAGCAAAGACGUCAGAAAGACGAAGAUACAGAAAAAUCAAAGCCAAAAGCUAAGCAAAAAAAGGGAGGUACUACUGGUUUUCUUAUACCCCUACAACUUUCUGAGGCUUUUGUGAAGUUCCUUGGUACUGGUGAAACUACCCUUAGUAGGUCAGACGCUGUCAAGAGGAUUUGGGACUAUAUAAAGCAAAAUCAGCUCCAGCAUACUUUCAACUUCAACCCCAGAGCAACUUGCAGCUCUUACAUAUGAGGCUUUAUCCAGUACUCGUAAAAUUACUCCUUGGUUCUUAUAAUAGAUGUCAAUAUCUCCUUUUUUGAAUGUCUCUAAAAGUAGUCAAAUCAAAACAUGUAAUGUGCACAAUAUUUGAUGGUUAGUCAAAAGUAAGAAAAAGGGUAGGAAGCUAUAGUGUGAUGAUAUUCUCUUGAAACUUUUCUAUUACUGAAUUUGAAAACUAUAUAGGACAAAGCAAGUGCAAUUCAUUUUAGCCUGGUUGCCUGUGUAUCCUCUUAUAUUUCAAUUGUUGAUUUGCUUCUUCAUGCUUUAUGAUUCUAUCAUCCAUGUCACUAAUAGUUAUGUAAUGUGUUAUUGUUGACAAGAGAAUUUCUACCUCUAAGCUUGACUCUUCUUUAGAAUAUAGCAAUUUAUUAAAAUGAUUUUGGGCCUUCUUGAAAAGCAUUGGCAAUCUCUGCUAGUCUAAGUUGGUCAAGGGUAAAGCUGUAUACUUUUUUACUCUAUCCACAUUGCCACAUUUGUGGUCUUUUGUUCUUAUUCUUGAAUCUCAAUGUCCAUAAGGUACAUACACUGACAAGUGACAACUGCAACUAAUUUGCUUUCACUAAAGUUGAAGAGGCCACCAAAACAUAUGCUUAGGAAUAUGAAAGGCAAACCAAACUACUUGAACCUUCUUAGGCCUGUUGUGUUCAACUUAUAUACCCCUAUUUCAGGAAAGUUAAGUUUGGAUAAAGGUUAAUAAGUUCAGAUAAGUUCGGAAAGGGUUAAUAAGGGUUACCCAAGUUCAAUUUACAACUAAAGUAAGUUUUAAUAAGGUCCAAUUAGUUCAGUUAAGUUCAACUAAGUUCAGAAUAGUGAAAAUCAGGUGAUUAGAACACACCCUUACUUUGUGUGAAGUACAGGUCACCCAUGACUUUUGGAAAGAGAAACAAGAUCAUAGACAAUGUACAACUCUGUAGCUCAACAAAGGUGAGACCCUCUUAGAAUGCAGUAAGAUUUAAGCUAUGAUACUAGAGUUUCCCACCAUAAGUUUAGAGUUCACAAACAUUUUAUUUCUACUAGUUGUUCUGUGGCAACUAACUGUAGAAUCAUGUUCAGUCUUAUGUCUAAGAACUAUUUCAAACUGGUGCAUAUUUAGACCUUAUGUUUGCACAUAAAGAAGUGUUUAUUUCAAAGAAAGUCUGCUACUUUAUUUGUCUUUUAAAUUUGGAAGCUCCUCAAGGACCUCAACUCCUCAAGUAUAUGGUUUCAGCUUAUAUAGUUGGGCAUGCUCACCUAGAUUUUAUUUCAACUGAAAUGAUAGUAGGAGUUGAGCUCAUUAUGCCCAUCCUUUCCACUACAUGAAACUGAACAGUGUUGGAAUUUAAGCUUUUGGAUUGACACAUUUGACAGUGCUUUUUUUGCAUGUCUAAACUCUCCCAUAUUAGUAUGCAUUUUUUAACUCCAUUGUCCUCUUACCAUGACUAUCUACUACAGUUUUUCAAACUACAAGUUAUAUGGAGUAGCAUAGUGGGUUGAUCGUAGUUGCACCUAUCCAAACAAAAAUUGCAUGUAGAGUGUUGUUUCUUCUUCGAUCCUUUUUUGGAAACUUGUUUGCUUUUGUGAAACUUGCAUCGAGAUAUUAUAGGGCUUCAUUUAGUUAUUUUUUAAGUCUUUGCAUAUUAACUUUUUCUCACAUGGUCUUUAACUUACUAUAAAUGUUCUCACAUCCAUACUCUUCUUCUGUAUUCUUGUCAUAGCUAUUUAACAAAAUUAAGUGCUAAUGUACAGUCCAAGCUAGGUGUCUGAUUUUCUUUUCUAUGAUCUUUAUUAUAUGAGCUAAAGUUUAUUUCUGUGAAUUUUAAGUAUUAGCAUCACAAGGUAUAGAAUCUAUUCACAAAUUUUCUGCUGGGGAAGACCACCUCUUGAAACAAUCUUUUUACUAAAUGUAUGUUAUUAGGCCUUGAGGGUGAAAUUGUGAACAUCAAGACAUCCUUAGUAUCUAUCUAACUGUUGCUGGAACUGACCAUUGUAGCAGAUUCUUCAUAAUAUGCUUCCAAUAAUCUUGCUCAAUAGUAUGAUUUCUUUUUUCCCAUCCUGAUUAGGAGAUUUGUAGCUCACUUCAAAAGUUGGGGUUUGGGGAAAUUCUUGGUCUUUAACCGUCUUUCUGAUUUCCUAGGCUUAUCUAACAGAAUACCAUCAUACCUCUGGAAUAUUCUUAGUUACUUGGUUGCCCAUUUCUUAAGUUGUAAUUUUAAAGUUUUGGCCCACGGCAUGCCUGACCA
This is a messenger RNA of Chenopodium quinoa (quinoa), 3514 nucleotides long. Its product is annotated as upstream activation factor subunit spp27-like. The transcript has 6 exons. Gene Ontology annotation, molecular function: RNA polymerase I cis-regulatory region sequence-specific DNA binding. The coding region runs from base 333 to 1268 and encodes 311 amino acids. The record is from RefSeq and is a predicted model, not a curated record. Gene Ontology annotation, cellular component: nucleus; RNA polymerase I upstream activating factor complex. Lineage: Eukaryota; Viridiplantae; Streptophyta; Magnoliopsida; Caryophyllales; Amaranthaceae. Gene Ontology annotation, biological process: transcription initiation at RNA polymerase I promoter; nucleolar large rRNA transcription by RNA polymerase I.